AUGAAAUUCGAUCUUUUACUCUCUAUUUUACUACUCGGCGCCUCAGCCGCCAAUGCCGUCGCCCUCCCAGAGCCCGACAUCGCGGAGUCGACCGGCAAAGAGCUCUGGAAGAGAAAGGGUGGCGGCGGAGGUGGUGCUCGAGGUGGCGGUGGCGGUGGUGGUAGGUCUGGCAGUUCAUCAUCUCGUGGUGGAAGUUCAUCAUCUGGAAGUUCCUCAUCUCGCGGCGGCAGCUCAUCAUCUAGUGGCUCAUCAUCCCGUGGUGGUUCCAGCAGUUCGUCUAGUUCCAGCAGGGGCGGUUCGAGUUCCAGCUCUAGCUCCAGCUCACGGCCCGGUAGUCCCGGCUUCGCCGGAUCCGGCGCUCCCAGGGCCUUUGCGGGUGGUCGAUUCUAUGGUGCUGGUGCCGCGACGCCUUACAAGGCAGGCACUAGGAGUCCAAGCGGGAUCGUCCCCCUCGCCUUGGUUGGUGCCGCAGCGCUAGCUUUCUGGCCUGGCGUCUGGCUCUGGGGCGCUUACCAGUACCACUACCCCAACCACUACCACUUCCAUAACGACACCGCGAACAACGAUGCGGACCUCCCCGUCAUUUGCGCCUGUGAUCCUUACAACCCGUGCGGUUGUGACGCGAACAACGACACCGCGUAUAUCCAGGAUCUCGUUGGAAACGGCGAUUACAAGAGCCUCAACCAGUCUUUGGUCACUGUCGCUGAGGUUGACGGCCAAAAGACCAUCUUGAUCAACGGUACCCUCCCGAAUGGCACCGAGGCUCCUGUACCCGCCGACGAAUCUGGCGCCAGAUCGGUGGUGAUAGAAGCUCUUGGCUUCUGGCCUAUGGCUGCCGCGGUUGUGGUAGCAGUCUUCAUGGCCUAA
Molecule: messenger RNA, 867 nt
Organism: Scedosporium apiospermum
Lineage: Eukaryota; Fungi; Ascomycota; Sordariomycetes; Microascales; Microascaceae
Product: Conserved glycine-rich protein
Exons: 3
Coding region: 1-867 (288 amino acids)
Source: RefSeq, a predicted model, not a curated record